Molecule: messenger RNA, 1590 nt
Organism: Rhodofomes roseus
Lineage: Eukaryota; Fungi; Basidiomycota; Agaricomycetes; Polyporales; Fomitopsidaceae
Exons: 2
Coding region: 96-1388 (430 amino acids)
Source: RefSeq, a predicted model, not a curated record
CGUCCAUAUAACAGCCUGCGCCCUGGCCGCCCUUCUCCAUACCGCCCCGCCGCCCCCUCCCCCUCCUCGCCGCAGCGACCACUUGCCCACCCACCAUGAACGCCUUCGCCCAGUACUCCCCGCUGUUUACCUCGGGGCUGCUCACCGGGACGCCUGCCGCCUCGCCCUCCACGUCGCGCUCACCAUCCAUGAAGCGGCGCCGCGGGAAGGCUGUUGACAGCCUGCCGUGCACCGUCAACACCGUCAGCUUCCACGCAGCUAUGCGUUCGUCGGCCGACCCGAGUGCCAUGUUUCUCACCCUCGUACCACACCGCCAGCGGGAGGACGAGGACCGCUCUUUCCUAUCCCUUGAUCUCGCCGAAAGCCAGUCCAUGCGCUCCAUGAGCCUUCGAAGGAAGGACACAGUCACCUCGCGCGGGUCGCUCACAUUCAGGAGAUCAGAGGCCAGUUCACGCAUGGGUCGCACACAUAAACCCACUUUCAGCUUUUCCCCAUUCGUACCACCCAAGCCGCCUGCGAACAGAAUACGCAAGUCGUCUCGGGAGUCUCUUCUCCCCUCUCCUAAGCCUGCACCAUCCAGUUCACUCCCCGAACCUCCCUUGUCUGCUCCUGCCGCUCACCAAGGACGUCGCGCCUCCACCCUCACCGUCUCGACCACCUUCUCUACCGAUGCUUCCUUCUCCGCCUACCCCUGGUCGCCCAUGCACCGCGCCUCGCACUCUGCACCCUCCCUCCUUUCGCCAACCUCCCCUUCCCGCAAAUCCUCCAUGAUCCUCCCGCACGAGUCCUCCGACAGCUCCUACUUGAUGUUCUCGCCGACCUCGCCGACCUCUCCCGCCGUCCCCCGGCGCGCCGCCCCCGCCGUCCUCACGCGCAACCAGUCCUUCCGCUCUGUCGCCUCGUUCAACACGCGCACGCGCAACCGCUCAGCCGCGCUCGCCGUGCUCGAGGGGCGCACCCGCCACGGGGUGACGCGCGGGGGCAACUUCAUGUGGAUGAGCGAUGACGAGGAGGAGGACGCGGAGGAGCAGGAGCGCGCGCGCUCGCAGGGGCUGGAACAGGCCGUGCGCGACGUGAACAACCCGCUGCUCCAGGUCCUCCACGAAGAGGAGGACGUCGUCAUCCCACAUGCCUCCGCCGCGCCGUCCCCGCGCACAUCCGCCCCUGUGCACACGUACCAGCACCGGGACGCGUACACACCAUCACCGCCCCCGCCGACGACGAGGGGACGGUCCGAUACGCGCUCGAGGUCGAACUCGACGCCGCCGAAGUUGAGCAGGCGGGGCACGCUCGAGUCGCUGCUGUCGCCGCUGGCGAACUUCAUCGAUUUCCGGGAGGACGACAGGUCGACGCGAAGCUGGAGGAGCUUCGUGGAGUUUUCGUCGUAGGUGUGACGGGUGUGAGCUGCUCCCCGACCCUCUUAAUUUCCGGUGCGCAUUUGCUCGCAAGAUGCGGUGUCUCGAUGUGAAGCGUAGGCCUCUCCCUAGACGCAUAUAAUGAUCGACGCCCUCCUUAUUUCGCCUCUCUCGAUUCAACGCUCGUCAUCACCACAUCUCAGCUCUGUACAUCAUUGCCCGCCUCCUUCGUUCC